AUGGCCCCUCGCGUGCUCGACGCCAUCAAGCAAGACCACCGCGACCUAGAAAUGCUCUACAACGAAAUUGUCAACGGCAAAGAUACAGGCGCGAGAACCCGUUUCCAGAAUAUGUUCGCCUGGGAACUCGCCCGGCAUUCCGUCGCGGAGGACCUGGUCCUUUACCCUGCCUUUGAGAAAUACCUAAGUAAUGGACGACAAAUGGCGGAUAGGGAUAGGGAGGAGAAUCAUGUUAUAAAAGAACACCUAAAAAACUUCCAAAACCUGGACGCCGCAUCCCCCGAUUUCUUCCCCGUCCUAGACAGCCUCAUGCGCGAUCUGAAAAAACACAUCCACGCCGAAGAGACCGUCGACAUCCCCCAGCUCGAGGAUGCGGUCUCCCAGAAUGAGAGCGAGGGACUGGCGAAAUCGUUCGAGAGGACUAAGAUAUUUGCGCCGUCUCGUGCGCAUCCGCAUGCACCGAGUAAGCCGCCGUUUGAGACGGCUGUGAACUUGAUUACGGCACCGAUUGAUCAGGUUGCAGAUAUGUUUCGGCGGUGGCCGAGUAAGAAGGAUAUCAGCAUUAAGUAG
Monascus purpureus is the source of this 570-nucleotide messenger RNA. Lineage: Eukaryota; Fungi; Ascomycota; Eurotiomycetes; Eurotiales; Aspergillaceae. The record is from the annotation of a GenBank genome assembly.